AACACCAAUCCCUUUAUCUCCCUCAAAAUCUUGAACGUGGUUAACUUCCAAGAGAAGAUGGAGAUCAAGCAUAUUAUCGUCCUCAUCUCCAUCUUCUACCUAUUGCGUAGUUCUUCUUCUAGUAGAACUCCUUUGCCCUCUUCUAGUAAUAACAGCCCACUGGAUGCCAAUUCAUCGACGCUCGAUGGGCCCUACGAAAGUUCCGUAGAUUUGACACCCGACACAUCGGAAGGCGGCUCAUCAACACCCGUGGCUCCGGACGAGAGUUCCGCAGAUUUGACACCCGACUCACUGGACGGCGUCACGUCAAAUCCCGAAGCCCCGGACGAGACAGUAAAUUCAUCGUUCUCACCGGAGGAGUCACCCCAUUCACCGUACUACGGUGCCGUAGAUUUGACUCCCGAAGGACCGCGUCCGUCGGCUUCGUUCUCGUUUACCUUAAUGCCCGGCACCAGUAACCCUGAGCUGGAGAAAAUCUGCAAAGAAACCGAGCUGCCCAUCGAAUGCAUGAAAUCCAUCUCCCCAUUAUUAAACGACACCGUCCAGGUCGAGCCUAUCACCGUGGCGAAACUGGGGAUUGAAUUGUCGACCAACAUGUCGAGACAAGCCGCCGACACGGCCACCAAGUUAUACGAUGAUCCGGAAGCCUCGGGAGGCCUCAAAGAAGCCCUCUCCGUAUGCAUCGAAAACUAUGAAAGCAUUCCCGACGACAACGACCUUGCGCUCCUAGCCCUCAACGAGCACAACCUGGAGGAGGCGAUGAUUAAGCUAAGUGGCCCACUCACCAGCAUGGAGACCUGUCUCGAUGCGAACCAUCAAAUGCACAAUUUUUCGCCGAUGAGGGACAUGGAAGCAGAGCUUGAGGCACUUGUUCGCGUCAAUCUUCACAUUGUUACCGAUUUGGUCAAAUUUUAAAAUAUUCAAUCUGUU
This is a messenger RNA of Hibiscus syriacus, 930 nucleotides long. RefSeq lists its product as uncharacterized. Gene Ontology annotation, biological process: negative regulation of catalytic activity. The transcript has a single exon. Lineage: Eukaryota; Viridiplantae; Streptophyta; Magnoliopsida; Malvales; Malvaceae. The coding region runs from base 58 to 915 and encodes 285 amino acids. The record is from RefSeq and is a predicted model, not a curated record. Gene Ontology annotation, molecular function: enzyme inhibitor activity.